CUUAUAUCAUUGUAGUAUCAUUAGCCGUUUUUCUUAACUGUGCAAAUUUUCAAACAUGGUCGUGAUAAACGACCAGUAUAUGAACGAGGAGGACUCGACGAACGCGAUCACCAUUGCUGACACUGAACAAUCUAUCCCUAUUCCAAUAGUUGAAGAACCAGAUAUGACUACCUGGUUAUCGGAAAAUGUUCCAGAGUCAUCACUGCCAACCGCCGUAUCGGUUGAAACAGAACCUAUAUUAUCCAAUGAAAAUGAUGAUACUCGUUUGUCAAUUGCGUCAAACAAUACGGUUAACGAUACAUCGAUAAAAGUGUAUACGGAGUUUGAAAUGAAAAAGGAACGCUUAAUGUGGCAAAAUAAAAUUGAUAAAAUAAAAAAAGAGGAACAAGAGAUGUAUAAAUCGAUUUUCAAUGAAUGCAGAGACAAUUGUGUGCUGACCUUAGAGAAUUAUAAAGAAGAGUCUGAAGAAAGAGAAUCUAAACUCAAAAAACAUAUCGACGAGUUAAAACAAGACAUCGUAACUAUAAAACAUUACUUUAUACGUUACACAUACAGCAUACAGCAAUCUGGCAUAAAGGAUCUCGAAAUAUUGGUAAUAACACAAAUAAAAAAAAACGAUAUGCCACAAUAUGAAAUGAAUUAUUACGGUUUCCGUCGUCAACUGAACAGUAUGCUAGACGCCGUAAAGAAAAAGACCAACAUGUCGAACGGUGAUCGUGUCGAGUUAUGGUUUUUGUCUUACAAUGCUGUACAAGAUUUCAAAAAUUGCAAGUCAUAUAUUUAUGAAAGGGCAGAAGAGAAUCGAAUACAAUUGAAGAUGAAUGGUAAUAACAUAAUUGGGUUAAAUUCAUCUAAUUUCGACAUCGUCGAAUCGAUACGUGAUUUUGGAGAGUCUGCGGGCAUGAUCGAACUCAAUAAGAAUAUCUUACAAACCGUUAUAGAAAUGUCCGGAAAACAAAUAAGAACCGACAGCGAUCGAGCCAAAAUUGAACGGAUGAAGGAAGUCAUCAGGGAAGAGUCUGAUGAAAUGAUUAAGGACAUAUACAAAUAUACAAUACCACAUUAUUACCUAAGCUAGAUGAUUAAAAUAAUAAAACUAUUAUACAUAUUUUAUAUAUUUUAAUCUUUAUUAUAUAAUUUCUAUCUCUUUAUGUAUAUGUUUGAAAUACGUCCGUAAAUAUUUUUUAUAAUAUGCAAAAAAAAUCAUAUAUAAAAAUUAAACAUUGUAUUACCUAUAAAAAAAAAUAUAAAAAAUAUGAAUAAAUACAUAAUUAAUACUUCUGUUUAAAAAGAAUAUAAAAUAUACAACUGUGUGUUUAUUUUAUUGUUAUUAGCAUAAGGCUAUUAUUUUUUAUUGUUAAAAUUAAUUUAUUAAAUGAUAUUCAAGUUUUUUCUGAUUAAACCGUGCCGUAUGUUAACAAAUUUAAUGAUUAUACAUCGAAAAUCAUAUACAUCUACGAAAGUUAUUUAAGCAAAUUUAAAAGAGCUUAAAAUCAUUGGGUCUUGAUUGGGUUUUCGUUUAAUUAAACCGCUUCCGCUUUCUUUGAUAUUACUAUGUAAUACCUUAAACUGUAGGUACUAACGCCUUUGACGAUAAUAUCGUAAAUUAUAGAAAAUCAAACGGAAUAUUAAA
Aphis gossypii (cotton aphid) is the source of this 1633-nucleotide messenger RNA. RefSeq lists its product as uncharacterized. The record is from RefSeq and is a predicted model, not a curated record. Lineage: Eukaryota; Metazoa; Arthropoda; Insecta; Hemiptera; Aphididae. The transcript has a single exon. The coding region runs from base 56 to 1078 and encodes 340 amino acids.